Messenger RNA from Passer domesticus (house sparrow), 3971 nucleotides. RefSeq names its product nucleoporin 58 (gene NUP58). NCBI's taxonomy places the organism in Eukaryota, Metazoa, Chordata, Aves, Passeriformes, Passeridae. The transcript is spliced from 16 exons. Gene Ontology annotation, biological process: nucleocytoplasmic transport. The record is from RefSeq and is a predicted model, not a curated record. Gene Ontology annotation, cellular component: nuclear pore. Bases 186 to 1859 code for a protein of 557 amino acids. Gene Ontology annotation, molecular function: structural constituent of nuclear pore.
CGGCGUCCGUGCGCGCGCUCGCUCGGUGCCGCCGCUCGCUCGCUCGCUCCGCGGUGGCGGCGGGCGCGAUGCGGGGCUGAGGGGCCGCGAGCCCAGCGCCGACCCGCUCGCCCACCGACCCGGCCCUCGCCGCCGGCUCCCGGCCCCGCUCUCCCGCUCUUCCCGCCGCUCCCGCCACCGCCGCCAUGUCUACGGGCUUCUCCUUCGGCGCGGGCACCCUGGGCUCCACGGCGACCGCCGGGGCAGGAGGAGGAGGAGGAGCCGUCGGGGGUUUUUCCUUCGGAACCGCCACGCCGAGCUCAACAGGAGGACUUAAUUUUGGAACUCUGGGCUCUUCCACUGCUACAGCAACUACAUCGGCUCCUUCAUUGGGUUUUGGGAGUGGACUUUUUGGAUCAAAAUCAACCACUGGCUUUACACUAGGAAGCACCAGUACAGCAGGAACAGCAACAACUAUCGCUACAGGACUGACAUUAGGCACACCUGCCACCACAUCAGCAGCUACCACAGGCUUUAGUUUAGGUUUCAACAAACCUGCAGGUUCAGCCACACCGUUUGCUUUACCUGUUACUUCUACCUCAGCGAGUGGCUUGUCAUUAUCAUCUACUCUUACAUCAACUCCUGCAGCAGGAACUACUGGCUUUACAUUAAAUUUGGGUGGCACAACUGCUCCAACUACAACUGCUUCCACAGGCCUUUCCUUAGGAGGAGCCUUAGCAGGCUUAGGAGGUUCACUUUUCCAGAAUACAAGCACAGCAGCAACAGGACUUGGGCAGAAUGCUUUGGGUUUAUCUCUGGGGACAACUGCAGCUCCUUCAACUACUGCCAGUGAAGGUCUUGGUGGCAUUGAUUUUAGCAGUUCUUCAGACAAAAAGAGUGACAAAACAGGAACAAGACCAGAAGAUAGCAAAGCACUGAAGGAUGAAAAUCUACCUCCAGUUAUAUGUCAAGACGUAGAAAAUCUACAGAAAUUUGUGAAAGAACAAAAACAAGUUCAGGAAGAAAUUAGUAGAAUGUCCUCUAAAGCAAUGCUUAAAGUACAAGAAGACAUUAAAGCUCUGAAACAGCUUCUCUCUGUAGUUGCCAGUGGAUUACAGAGAAACAUUCUUAAUAUUGACAAGCUGAAAGUUGAAACUGCACAGGAGCUAAAGAAUGCAGAAAUAGCAUUGCGAACACAGAAAACUCCUCCUGGUCUUCAGCAUGAAAAUACAGCCCCAGCAGACUACUUCAGAAUCUUGGUCGAACAGUUUGAAGUACAGCUGCAGCAGUACAGGCAACAAAUUGAAGAACUGGAAAAUCAUCUUGCUACCCAAGCAAAUAAUUCACACAUAACUCCACAAGAUUUGUCUAUGGCUAUGCAGAAAAUCUAUCAAACAUUUGUAGCUUUAGCUGCACAACUUCAGUCAAUACAUGAAAAUGUAAAGAUGCUCAAAGACCAAUACCUUGGCUACAGGAAAAGCUUUCUGGGAGAUGCCAUGGAUGUGUUUGAGGCAAGACGAACAGAAGCUAAGAAGUGGCAAAGCGCGCCACGCGUUACCACUGGACCGACCCCUUUCAGCAACAUACCAAAUGCAGCAGCCGUUGCAAUGGCUGCAACACUUACUCAGCAGCAACAGCCUGCUACAGGGCCACAGCCAUCUCUGGGAGUUAGUUUUGGAACGCCAUUCGGCUCAGGUAUUGGCACUGGCUUGCAAUCAAGUGGCUUAGGUUCUUCAAGCCUUGGAGGAUUUGGAAGUAGCUCUGCCUUUGGAAGUAGUGCCACAGGAGCGUCAUCAUUUGGGUUUGGAACUACAAGUAAACCAUCAGGAAGUCUAAGUGCAGUACCUUCCAGCACUGUGGCUGCUGUCUCCAGACACUGAUGGAUGGUUAAAGUAUCAUGGGCAUUGACUGGUAUGGAGUCUUGUGGAAAUGGACACCUGGGUUUGGGGAGGGGCAUGACAUGGAGUUGAUGCCUGCAGCAGCUUGGGAAGACUGUGGUUACCCACUGUGAGAAGUCCAUGGAGCUCCAGCACAGCUGUGAUGUUCCAUCUCCACUCAACUGGUAGGUUCCUUCAAAGGAAAUGGAGGUAUGAUGGGGAUGGAGUGUGGGGAGAGGUGAGGGGAUGUAAGGCACAGGGCUUACUGCUGUGAAUGGCACGAUUCCAUUCAGGAUAAUUUUUUCUGAGCUCAAUGUUGAAUGUUCAUCAGGUGGCAGGAGGCUGCCAGUUACGUACUGCCACCGCAGGACCCUUGUGGGAGUAGCUGUCAUGCAGCACGUGCAGUGAGAUGGUCAGAGACCUGCUGUGCCACUUAAAGAGCUGCAAGUCUGUGGGGCUGGAUGGGGUCCACCCAAGGAUACUGGAAGAGCUGGUGGAAGACCUGGCUGAGCUACUUUCAGUUGUUUACCAGCGGUCCCAGCUAACCAGGGAGGUCCUGGUUGAAUGGAGGUCAAAUGGGACACCUGUCUGCAAGAAGGGUCAGAAGGAAGAUCCAAGGAACUACAGGCCUGUCAGCACAAUCUCGGUGUUGGGGAAGGUCAUGGAGCAAAUCAUCUCAAGUGCUAUCAUGUGGCAUGUGCAGGACAACCAAGGGAUCAGGCCCAGCCAGCAGGUGGGGUUGUGAAGGGCAGGUCCUGCUUGACCAACCUGAUCUCCUUCUGUGACAAGGUGACAAGCUCAGUGGAUGAGGGAAAGGUUGUGUAUGUUUUCCGCUUGGACUAUUGUAAAGCCUUUCUCCCACAGUGUCCUCCUGGAGAAACUGGCUGCUCAUGGCUUGGACAGGUGCAUUUGUACCAGCAGUAGCGUUGCCAGCAGGAGCAGGGCAGUGACCAUCCCCCUGUACCCAGCACUGCUGAGGCCACAGCUCCAAUCCUGUGCUCAGCUCUGGGCCCCUCACUGCAGGAAAGACAUGGAGGGGCUGGAGCGUGUCCAGGGAAGGGCAACGGAGCUGGGGAAGGGUCUGGAGCACAAGUGCUGUGAGGAGCAGCUGAGGGAGCUGGGGGUGUUCAGCCUGGAGAAAAGGAGGCUCAGGGGGACCUCAUCACUCUCUGCAGCUGCCUGACAGGAGGAUGCAGCCAGGUGCGUGUCAAGUCUCUUCUCCCAGUCAACAAGUGACAGAACAAGAGGAAAUGGCCUCAGGUUGUCUUAGGUCAGGUUUAGUUUGGAUAUUGGAGAAAAUUUCUUAACUGAAAGGCUUGUUGUCAAGCACUGGAACAGGCUGCCUAGAAAAGUGGUGGAGUCACUAUGCCUGGAAGUGUUCAGAAACAAUGUGGGCUUACUGCUUAGGGACAGAAGUUAGUGGCUAGGUUAAUGGUCAGACUUGGUCUUUUCAAUCUAAACAGUUCUGUGACAAGGUAUGUCACCCUUUGUUUCCUUGUUGUAAACAUUUUCUGACACACUUUUUUUCUAAGGUGGUAGAAUUUUGUUGAACUUCAAUAUUUGAACAAUCCUUCUGACCCAUUUGACUCCUGUUGCUAGGAGGCUUAUUACUUAAUGCUUUUUUCACUCCGCCUCAGGAAUUUAAUCUUUAUAACCCAUGGCUGCUGUUAAAUGCCACAGUGAGGAGGUGAGUAAGCUGCAUGUUUCAUUAGCUUUGUUUUCUGUUUUCUCACGCUUUAGAAGUCAGGCAAUUCUAGCUUAUUAUGAGCAGGUUAUAAUUAAGUUUGGAAGCUUCUACAAACUAGAAGAGUUCUGGUUUGAUUUCCCUUUUGUUUGAGUAUGAAUCAGCCCUCACCAGGAUAAUGGGUCAUUUCUGUUGAACAGUUGUAUGGAAAACUUGGAAUACAUAGUCCUGUCCUAAAUAGGUCAAAAGCUGAAGAGGCAAAAGAUAGGUAUGUUCAGUUAAUGUUUUCUAGACUGAUGGAUUUAUCUUUUUUUCUUUUCUCUUUGAUACAGGGAUCACUGUACGGCGUGUGCUUGGGUACCAGCGAGACAGCAGUUUAUUAGAAAGUCGUGUAAUUGCUUCCAAAUUAAAGUUCUGAUUAGAAGCUGGCA